Molecule: messenger RNA, 828 nt
Organism: Epinephelus moara (kelp grouper)
Lineage: Eukaryota; Metazoa; Chordata; Actinopteri; Perciformes; Serranidae
Product: intraflagellar transport protein 52 homolog
Exons: 4
Coding region: 195-509 (104 amino acids)
Biological process (GO): cilium assembly; intraciliary transport
Cellular component (GO): intraciliary transport particle B; cilium; centriole
Source: RefSeq, a predicted model, not a curated record
CACGUGAAUGUCACUUAAAGCUCACAGAACAACUCAGUUCAUAUUAAGCUAAGAUAGCAGCGUUUAUAAUGUAACCUGGCGUUAUUCACGACAGUUCAUAGCGAAUGAAAUGGGAUCUAACUUGGUGGUACAACCUGUUUCCAGGUGUAUGGAUGCACAUAAGAGCCAAGUUUGAUGAGUGAAUCCGAUAAAGAAUGGAGAAGGAACAGCACAACAACAACAUUGUCGUCUUCAAUUCGUCGAAAAGAGAGCUGUUUACCACGAACAAUGGAUACAAGUCCAUGUACAAAAGACUACGAGCUCAAUGGAAAAUCCAAAGCAUGAAGGAAGAGCUGUCUUUGGAGAAGCUGAAGGGUGUCAAGUUGUGGAUAACUGCAGGCCCAAGGGAGAAGUUCACGGCAUCAGAGGAGGUUUUUACAGGGAGCCAAAUUAUCCACAGACGGCUCCUCCUCUCCAAAACUAACAGAUCAGGUGGAGAUAAAAGCUCUGGAGAGCUCCUUCAGCGAUAGACUGAUUCACCCAAAGUGUGUGAAGGAACGCUAUCGCAGGUCCUUCCUGCCUGCUGCUGUCAGGCUACAUAACCAGCACUGCUCACAGUAGACUGCACCAUGGACACUUUAUUGACACUAUGGACACUUUAUGGACACCACAGCUGUCUGCUGUUUUGCACAUACAAUCACUUGCACUAGAUGUGCUCCCUUUAGCCACUGCUCAUUUUCAUUCACUGCUGCUCAUUAUUAUCCACUUCCUAUUAUUUUCAUUAUUAUUAUUGUUAUUAUUUAUUGCCGUCUCUUGUAUUUUUGUACUUAUUUGCAUGCCUAGUUAUUU